AUGAUUAUGGGAUUAUUUAUUAUGAAGAUGAUUGAUCUAAUCAAGGUUUAGGGUAUUUUGAAACAAGAAAGUAUAUAUAUUGAUGUAAAAAGGUAGUAUAAUUCAUUUUCAAAAUCGAUUUCUAAACAUUUCAUUUAUUUCUAGAUGAAAAAUGUUUUCAGAAAUAUAUAUCAAAGUAGAAAAACCACACAAAUUCUUAUUUAUGAGUUUCUGAAUGUCAGAAACGUUGAUUUAUUAAAUAGGAUAAGUAAUGGAAGACCUUUAAUUGAGAAUUAUCAACUGCAAAUUUAUAAUAAUAAUACUUUUUAUUCCAAUUAGUUAACGUGUUUCAAUAAUAAAAGUGCUUUGAUAUAUAAAAUUAAACUAAUUGUUAUUAGUCAUGAUUAUAUUGUAAUUUAAAUCGAAUUUCGAUAAAGAAGAGAAACAAUUAUAAAAUUGGUAAGAUUUACUAUUUAUUCUUGGAAUGUUAUUGAGAUUGGGGUACUACGUAUAAUACAAGUGAAGUAAAGAUUCCUGAAUUUGAUAAAAUUAAAGAUAAAAAUAUUCUAAUUAUGGCAUGAAUAUUUAUUGAUUGCACAUAUUCUAAUACUAUUGAAAAUUAUAAAUAUAUCCAAUAAUUCUGAUUGCUUAUUUUUAUUCUAAUAUACAAUUAUUAUAAUGUGA
This is a messenger RNA of Paramecium tetraurelia, 663 nucleotides long. RefSeq lists its product as uncharacterized. The record is from RefSeq and is a predicted model, not a curated record. The transcript has a single exon. Lineage: Eukaryota; Ciliophora; Oligohymenophorea; Peniculida; Parameciidae.